Molecule: messenger RNA, 2397 nt
Organism: Pseudocercospora fijiensis CIRAD86
Lineage: Eukaryota; Fungi; Ascomycota; Dothideomycetes; Mycosphaerellales; Mycosphaerellaceae
Exons: 1
Coding region: 1-2397 (798 amino acids)
Biological process (GO): protein deubiquitination
Molecular function (GO): zinc ion binding; cysteine-type deubiquitinase activity; protein binding
Source: RefSeq, a predicted model, not a curated record
AUGGCGUCGUGUCCUCAUACAGAGUCGAUACGAGCUCCGCGCCCAAACGAAUCAGUCUACCGCGAAGACUGCACCCUCUGCUUCGACAGCAUCGACGACCCCGCUGGUCUCGAUGUUUGCCUUCACUGCUUCAACGGCGGUUGUGCUGGUGAGCGACAACACUCCGCCUUGCAUGCCAAGCAAUUCGAUCAUCCUAUCGCAGUCAACAUACAACGAACCCGCAAGCGAAAGCUACGAGACGACAAUGAGCCACCAGAGAAGAUCAGCAAGCUAGAGAUCAAGGCUGAGACGGAAGAAGAUCGCUAUGAUACCAAGACUGAAGUGAAGUGCUUCCAGUGCAAUGUCAGCGAUCUUGUCAAGGACGGCAAAGUUGGCGAGGUGGUUCAGAGCGUGUUGAAGGCCAAUACCUUCUCCCAGCAAGAAGAGGUCAAGGCGUGGGAGCUGGAGCUACAGCCUUGCCAACACACUUACUUGCUAGACCAGGAACCUUCUCGGCAGAUUCCGAGUGGAGAUCUUGGUCACUGCAACAAGUGUGAUCUCAAAGAGAACCUGUGGUUAUGCCUGACGUGUGGCAAUCUGGGUUGCGGAAGAAAGCAGUACGGCGGCGCUGGACCUGCUGGAAAUGGUCAUCAGCUCGAGCACGCAACAGAAACCAAGCACCCUGUAGCAGUCAAGCUAGGCAGUCUCACUGCGGAAGGCAACGCCGACAUCUACUGCUAUGCUUGCGACGACGAGAAGCAAGAUCCCAAGCUACCAGAACACUUGCUUCACUGGGGCAUCAACAUCAAGGACAGAGUGAAGACGGAGAAGAGCUUGAUUGAGGCACAACUAGAACACAACCUGAGCUACGACUUCUCCAUGACAGAUGCAGAGGGCAGACAACUGAAGCCACUAUUUGGUGCUGGCCUAACAGGCUUGAAGAAUCUGGGCAACAGCUGCUACCUCGCUUCGGUCUUGCAGGCACUCUUCGCAAAUCCAGAAUUCGAGAAGAGAUAUUACAGGCCUGCCGAGGACUUGCCCAAGAUUACAAACCCAGCCGAAGACAUCGAAGUUCAGUUGCGGAAGCUGGCAGAUGGACUGCUCUCUGGCAGGUACAGCAAGCCAGAUUCCGACAUUGCUCCCUCCGACGACCCCGACCAGAAGCCGCACCAGAAGGGCAUAGCACCAGCCAUGCUGAAGGAUCUCAUUGGUAAAGGUCACGCCGAGUUCAGCACCAUGCGACAGCAAGAUUCAUUCGAGCUCCUGCUUCACAUCCUCAAGCUCAUCUCAAGAUCUCAAGCUUCUGCUCAGGGCGAUUACAAGGACGUGUCAGAUCCCGUCGACUCCUUCCGCUUCUACAUGGAACAGAAGCUGCAGUGCUUACAGUGCAAGAAAGUCCGAUACCGACAAGACGAGAUGGAGAACAUUUCCGUUGCCGUGCCGAUCAAGAAACUGCCGAAAUCGGAGGACACCGCCAUGAGCAAUGGUGCUGCUCAGGAUGGCAAAACAGAAGAUGAAAAAGAGCAAUUCGAGGCCGUCACUCUCAAGCAGUGCCUGGAUGACUUUACCGCUGCUGAGAUCGUUGAGUUGACGUGCUCAGGCUGUGGUAAUAAGGGCUUCUCCAAGCAAUCCUUGUUCAAGACCUUCCCAACAGUGUUAGCAGUCAACGCCCGUCGCUUCGAGCUCGUCAACUGGGUACCCACAAAACAAGAUGUUCCAGUCAUCGUUGGUGACGAAGUAUUCGAUAUGGAGGCCUAUCGCAGCAAGGGCAAGCAGGCGGACGAAGAGGAGCUACCCGAAGAACAAGAUGCUGCUGGUGGAGCGAGCAAUAAAUUCGUGCCGAAUGAGAUGGCAUUAGAGAUGCUGAUGGGCAUGGGCUUUCCACGUGUGCGUUGCGAGAAAGCACUCAAAGCUACCGGAAACUCAGAUGCGGAGGUCGCUACUGGCUGGCUCUUUGAACACAUGGAAGAUCCCGACAUUGACGUACCACUUGAGGAGCCUGCCGCUGCUGGAGGAAGUUCUGCCGUGGAUCCUGACAUGAUCGAGACCCUUGGCGGAAUGGGCUUCUCUGCUCCUCAGGCUCGGCAAGCUUUGAAGGAGACCGGCGGCGACAUGGAGCGCGCCGUUGACUGGCUCUUCUCACAUCCGGAGGCGACUGGCGACUUUGGCGAAGAUGAGUCGGCAACGAACGGCGCUGCCACUGAUACCAAGGUCAUCGAGGACAACAAGCCUGCACUGUUCUCCCUGAAGAGUAUCGUCUGCCACAAGGGUAGCAGCAUUCAUGCGGGUCAUUACGUGGCGUUCAUCAAGAAGAAGGAGGGCUGGGUUCUUUUCAACGAUGAGAAGGUUUGUUUGGGAGGUGAUGUCGAUGAGAUGAAAAAGUUUGCCUACAUCUACUUCUUCCGCCGCGAGGCAUAG